This is a messenger RNA of Opisthorchis viverrini, 507 nucleotides long. RefSeq lists its product as hypothetical. The transcript is spliced from 2 exons. NCBI's taxonomy places the organism in Eukaryota, Metazoa, Platyhelminthes, Trematoda, Opisthorchiida, Opisthorchiidae. The record is from RefSeq and is a predicted model, not a curated record. Bases 1 to 507 code for a protein of 168 amino acids.
AUGCACGCGACAAAAACAAUCGAACCACCGUCUUCUUCGAGAGAUGCUGUUGUCCGUGAGAUUAAUAAAUUUGAUUUCGACCCUGAAUCUGGACAAGUUUCUGCAAUUCCGCUCAAGCAACCUGAGGAUAUGUUUGGAACCAACUUUGCCCAGUUUAAUGUUGCACGGAAAGUUCGACUGUUGCUGCGGAAACUGAGUAUAGUUGGAAGUGUUGUGUUUGCAAAUUUCAUGCUCCUCAAACCUUCUCGUGAUCUUGACUUCGCAGAUUCAAUCAAGAUUCUGAACCAGAUAUUCGUCUGGCAUCGUGACACCGGAGCAAUUCCUGUCGCUUCUGGAUCUCCACGCCUCCAAGACAUUUCCGCACAUCUGGAAAACUUUAUCCCGACGCCAUCGUCAGCCAACCUAUUGGGUGCCCGUCGACCGGAAGCAGAUCCGCCGAGCCAACUACACCGCCAUCCAGGCCCUAUACCACCAAAGACGGAAAGGUGCAGCGUCUGCUGUGCUUGA